AUGGACGAGGCUGAAUUCAGGCAGCUCCUCGAGCUCUUCCCCGUCGUCCGAUCCCGAGAUUACAUCGCAGAUUCGGAUUCUUCAAGUCGAGUAACUCGGUCUGAACCAAAUAAAGAGGUAAAGGAAUGGCAAGAUGCAUGGAAUGACGAGGACAAAAGAGGUUCAGAUACCUUUAGAGACGACGUUCAUGAAGCAUUUUGGGGAAAACUGAAGUCAGCUGCUGAGAAGAAGGUGGGUGCGGCUGAUGCAGAAAAGUUCUGCAAGACAUUUCAACAAGUUUAUAAGAAACUCGUUUAUGAAGAAUUAACAUUGGACGCUGCUAGGAACAUUAUAAAUUCGAGGAAGUCAUGA
Striga hermonthica is the source of this 351-nucleotide messenger RNA. Lineage: Eukaryota; Viridiplantae; Streptophyta; Magnoliopsida; Lamiales; Orobanchaceae. The record is from the annotation of a GenBank genome assembly.